AUGAUGGCUUGUUGCGGCCAUAACGAAUCCAAUAGGUAAGGAGAUUUGGACUUUUUUAAAUUUAGAUAUCGUGAAUAACAUCAUAAGAAAAAUAUAUUGUUGUGUAAAGUGAGAAUGGACUUGAGUUGAUGAAGAAUUAGGUUGGCGAGUGUUUCCUAGCGCGUUUAUUUUUCCCAUUUUGCGGUAGUUUUUCCUGUAGUUGGAUUUCAUACCUAAAACUAUAUGAAUUUGAUAGACAUUCCACAUUUCAGUGGUUUUUUUUCUUUUCAGAUUUUCUUUAUGUCCUUUUGGUAGUUGCAAACAUACACACAAACAUACACAGAUACAUAAAAAAAUCAAUUUUUUCUCUAUAGUUAUAAUUUUCAGUGGCGGAUUGGUGAUCGAUGAAACUGAGGAGAUGGAAGUGCCUUUGAGAGCCAGUUGCAGUUUGAACAUUGACUUUCCAGUCGUUCCAAAUUCUUUCAAGAAAGUAUUGAGCCGACCGAAACCUACCUUUGCUCUCAGUAACCCCUCUUCUUUGGAGUCUAGAACCGAGUGGCUGAUGAAGUGCAAAUACGGUAGGGUCCAUUCAUCUUUUUCUUUCUACAUCUCAACUUUAGCGUUGGAUCAGCUAGCAUUGAAACGAGCGCCCCAGAUUCCGCGAGUUUUUCGUACCGGACUCUCCGACUUUGUGGUAGACCCAAAAGAUCUCAAAUUGAUAUCGCCAGAGCGAGGUAAGCUUUUACACUUAUUUGUUUUGAAUUUAGAUGCAUUUUCUGGCUUAAACUGCGGUAUUUUUGUUCUAGACUCGUUAUGUUUUCUUUGCCAACUUCCACAAGGAACAGAGCCCAUCUCCCAAUGCGCCGAGGAUGGAUGUCCCGGAGUAUUCCACGAUAAAUGUGUCACUCGUGAGGUGACUCAAGCAUACUACUUGUUCUUCCACCGGCACACCAACAUCAAAUGUUUCCGCCACUUUUGUAAUCGUUGCUUUGCCGAGAAUCUUCGCACAACCGCCACAAAACGGAACUGUAAGUUUAGAUUGAUGUAGUUCAAUUUAUACGGAAAAUUUUACUAACCUAUUUGAAUUUUCUAGCUCCUCUAAGCGUGUGCAAGAUCUGUAGCAAAGCCUACCAUUCACAAUGCACUCCACCUGGUUGUGAUGCCGAUAAUUUGAUUUGCCCCGCUCAUACGAAGAUCUCGACUGUCGGCAAGCCGCACAUGCCUUUUUGUUUUAAUUGUGCCGCUGGUUUUGGUCAGAACGGACGAAGUAAGUAGUAAGGAGCUUGAAUGCUGCCAAAGUUCGAAGUUGUACGGCAAAAAAGUUCGGCAUUUUGAUCAAAAUUAUAUUCUAGUAGGUCGGGUAUCAAAAAUAAUAAUAUUCAUACAAAAAACUUUAUUUUUUAGUUAACUGUGAUUUCUGUGUGCGAUCGUUCCAUAAAACGUGCGGGCAAUUCAUUGUGGAUGUCUCUGGUGGGAUAGGUAAUCGGAUCUGCAGCUUUUGUCAGUUCGGAUAUUUCGUGAAGACCGGCGAUUAUUGUCAUGUGAUGUUGAACGGCCAAAUGCAGCCAGCCCAAGUUGUUGGAGGGCUUAGGUCUAAGGCUCCGGGAUACUUUCCCGUGAUCCAACUGAAAUUUUUAUUCUACAAGAAGAUGGUGAAGCACGUUGUUCACGUCUACCACGGAGACAUGGUCCCGUUUACAUUUAAUGACGCUUUUUGUACGUAUUAUCGAACUGUAAAGCUGAAGGAAUUGAAGUGUAAGUGCUUUAUUGAUUUGUCUUGAUGUUUAGAUACAAAACCUCUUGGAUUUCACGAACUGGAAAUUAUUUUUAUAUUAUUUUAGUCUAUGAAUACGUCCGAUCAGAAAAGUCAACCGCAAAUGUCUCCAAACUCCCAGCAAUACCGUUGGAUGUCCUGUACAAAGAGUUUACUCCAUGCGAAGUGAGUUUAGACUGGUUUUUCAAAACAUUACUUUGAACUGAAUCUUUUGCAAGCUUUUUAAUGUGUAAUAUAACUUUUAGGAGAAUUUGGUCCCCAAAAAAGCGUUUCUCAAACUCCUUCAUGAUGACAAUCACGCCCAACAAUGUGAUUGUCAAGUGGAAGAGAACGGGAUGAAGUGUCUGGACUCAUGCCCAAACCGGCGGCAAAACUUUGAAUGCCGUUUGAAUUGCGGCCCCGGAUGUAUGAACGGUCCAGCCGCGAGAAAUCCCGAUGUGAAUAAAUUGGAUGUUUUUGCCUGUCCGAUCAGAGGAAAGGGCCUCCGGGCAACUGUUGACUUUGCUGCGGUAAGGGAAUUAUGUUGUAUAUUUUGAAACAUUUUUUAAAAGUAUUAAAAGACGAUUUCUGAGUCAGUGCGUCAGCCGUGGACAUAGAAAAAGAUCGAUUUUGAGUUUUUUGCACUAAAAUGGCUGUUGGAAGGUGCUAAGCAAAAGCGAACAAUAUUUUUUCCCAAAACCUUCAUCAAGGUAUAUUUUUUUACAAUUUACUGUUUUAGAAGUAACCGCGUCCAGCUGUCGUAUCUUACCUUACUGGGCGAUGAUUUGACGGUUACUGAAGUUUUCGACCCUUGCGAUGACGAUGUUAUCAUUAUUUUUCCGAUUUUCUUACUGUAACAUACCGUAAUACUGUAUCGACCGCUAAAAAACGACCGUAGAAUCUUUCUUUCUGAAAAUUUCACAGGCGAUUUUACGAUUUUUGGAAUCAGCAUAAAAUUCUGCUCUAGAGGCAAUCAAAAAAGUUCAAAAAAAGCUGCGACAAAUUUCGUGGUAUAGUGGUUAGUGGUCGGGACUACCAAUCCAGCGACCCGGGUUCGAGUCCGGCUGGGUGCGAAUAUCGAAAAGACGUCGGAAAUUAAAUUUAUUGUGAUUCAGAGGAUUGUAUAUUUUGCCACGAGCAAUUAUUAAUGUCAAUGGUAGCUGGAUUCAAGGUUAAAACGGGAUUUAUAUAAUUUUAGGGGCUCAAUACAUGAAAAAAUAAAAGUGCUUCAAACCGGUUGAAAUUGAUAAUACUUAUUCUAAGGGCUAUUCGAAGACACUUUCUCGUUAACUUUUUUUUGGUAGCUUACUGUUCCAUGCACUACAGUAAGAUAAAGAUUUUGUACUUAAGCGGGAUUUUCUUCAAGAUUGUUGCAUCCAGUCUCGAGUUUUUUUGACUAGGUCGUUCAAACAGCAACGAAGGUCCACUAUUGGUAUACAAAAUAAAUUUCCGCUUCACUUCCAGUGUGUCUUGAUAUCAUCGCUAUCUGACAAAACUUCGUGAAAUAACCCGGUUGUUUCAAACUGUGCGGCCAUAAAAAAAAAAAUUUUGUAUGCAAACCAACUCGUUAUUAACCAUCUCUAUCAAUAUGGCGAUAGUCCGAGCUGUCUACGCCCCGUGGUAUGCGAAAAAUAAAAUUGGAUUUCAUGUCACAGUAAUCCAUGUUACAGUAAGUUACGAAAAAAAGUUAACGAGAAAGUGUCUUAGAAUAGCCCUUAGAAUAAGUAUUAUCAAUUUCAACCGGUUUGAAGCACUUUUAUUUUUUCAUGUAUUGAGCCCCUAAAAUUAUAUAAAUCCCGUUUUAACCUUGAAUCCAGCUACCAUUGACAUUAAUAAUUGCUCGUGGCAAAAUAUACAAUCCUCUGAAUCACAAUAAAUUUAAUUUCCGACGUCUUUUCGAUAUUCGCACCCAGCCGGACUCGAACCCGGGUCGCUGGAUUGGUAGUCCCGACCACUAACCACUAUACCACGAAAUUUGUCGCAGCUUUUUUUGAACUUUUUUUGAUUGCCUCUAGAGCAGAAUUUUAUGCUGAUUCCAAAAAUCGUAAAAUCGCCUGUGAAAUUUUCAGAAAGAAAGAUUCUACGGUCGUUUUUUAGCGGUCGAUACAGUAUUACGGUAUGUUACAGUAAGAAAAUCGGAAAAAUAAUGAUACCAUCGUCAUCGCAAGGGUCGAAAACUUCAGUAACCGUCAAAUCAUCGCCCAGUAAGGUAAGAUACGACAGCUGGACGCGGCACGGCAACCCGAAGUGUUUCCUGGCUCCUUUCGAUACUUCGCCCAUUUUGUAUCGGUUGAAAUCAAACGAAAUGUCACAAAAGAAUUUUUUGUGGGUUUUUCCGACCGAAAAAUAUUUUUCUCGGAAUUAUUUUAUUUCUGUUCUCAAUUUUGACACUUCGUUUGGACGAAACUCAAAAGUGGGCGGGAAACAUUUUUCUUUUAUUUCGGGUUGCCGUGCGCGGUUACUUCUAAAACAGUAAAUUGUAAAAAAAUAUACCUUGAUGAAGGUUUUGGGAAAAAAUAUUGUUCGCUUUUGCUUAGCACCUUCCAACAGCCAUUUUAGUGCAAAAAACUCAAAAUCGAUUUUUUCCUAUGUCCACCCCUAACAGACGGCUGAUGCACUGACUCAGAAAUCGUCUUUUAAUGGUUUUACUUUUGUAGGGAGAGCCCAUUGGAGAAUAUCGAGGGAAAAUUAUGAGCAAAGAGGAGGUUUCCGCUUACAUGACCAUAUUUGUGGACAAUCGAAAUAUUGAAGAUCAUCUGUAUUACAUGGAGAUUGGAAAUACGGGUCUUACGGUCAAUGCCAGACAACGAGGAGCCUUGACUAGGUUUGCUAAUCACAGCUGCAAACCUAAUACGUCGGUUAUGUGCAUUACGGUAAGUUUUUAAAUGAGGUCUAUGGGCUUUCUUAUAUUGUACUUGAAAUUAAUCCCGAGGCUUUUUAGGGAUCCGAUAAUGUCGUCCGACAGAUGCUGUAUGCCAAAGUACCCAUCAAAAAAGGCACAGAGAUCACCUUCGACUACGCCAUGGAUUGGGACGAGUUCAACAAGGUGUGCCGAUGCGGCUCCGAAGAUUGUUCCGGAUACCUGAACGGCCGAAUGCAAAACAGAAUGAAAAUCAUCAAAACGGUGGGAGAGUACCCGAUAAUCCCUACGAAGAAAAAGAAGCAGGCGUUGUCUCGAGGAAGGAAACGAAAAAACAGCGACGACGCGUCCUAUCCGUCAAAGGUCUCAAAAAACCUCAUCCUGGAUCAAGUACCUCAAAAAAUAGCGGCUGAAAUAAUGUCCCAGAGCUAA
This is a messenger RNA of Bursaphelenchus xylophilus (pine wood nematode), 5024 nucleotides long. The record is from the annotation of a GenBank genome assembly. NCBI's taxonomy places the organism in Eukaryota, Metazoa, Nematoda, Chromadorea, Rhabditida, Aphelenchoididae.